AUGAUCUUCGACCUUUUUCCCUGUUCUCGGUUAUGGUUAACACGUCCCUACAAGAUUUUUGGUUUGCCCAACAAUCAAAAUGAAAAUGAAGUGGAGACUGAUCGAAUAAAGGACGACAGAGUCCUCGUUGUGAAACUAAUCAAGAGAAAGAGUAGCACCAUGGUGGUGCUAGAGAAGAUUCCGAGGCCGACUGAGCCCUUGAAUGCAAAGAUUGACAGACUGCUGCACGAUUGGUUUCAUCACGGGGAGAGCGAUGUUGUCGCUAUCAGUGAUCGCUUGUUGGAACGUAUGCAAGAAGGGCUGCGGUCUGACGGGACCCUGAUCCGCAUGCUGCCCACUUUCAUCCAGAAUUUCCCCCAGGGAGACGAGGAAGGCGAAUUCCUCGCUGUAGACCUCGGGGGCACCAACUUUCGGGUACUCCUUAAAAGACGGCUUGGUUUCGUAUUCGUAGAAGGACUUUGCUCUUGGUGCGGCUGAAAAAACUUUGGAAGCGACAUGAAUCUUCUACUAGAAAUGCCGGAAAAAUCUGUUGAACGUCUUCAGCUUGAUGAGGCAGAUCUCGGGGGUUCCUCGCUCAGGUGUACAUUUUUUUCGACUUGAAGCGUGGUGUUAGAAUCAUUCUUUUUCCCAAUUCCAGGUAAUGUACAUCCGCUUGUAUCCUGGCGGUGAAUACGUUGUUGAUGCAGUGCGCAAGUGCAAGAUUCCAACUUCGAGUAUGACAGGCACGAGUCACGACCUCUUCGGACAUAUUGCGGAUGAGCUGGAGUUUUUUCUUCGCGAAGAGUUGCACUUGAAGUUCGACGAAGACGAUGCACAGAAGAAGACAGCUGCAGCAACUUCUAGAAGUGCCAAUCAGACCACAGGUACCGGAAGUGGCGCAACAAAUAAACCGAAGUGUAGCAAAAGGUAUUCCUUUGUUGAAAACGUCAAAAUCCCUUUGGGUUUUACGUUUUCUUUCCCCACGCUGCAGACGUCUCUGAAAAGCGGCACGUUGGUGGCGUGGGCAAAGGGCUUUCAGACAACGGGUUGCCUGGGGGAGAAUGUUUGCCGGUUGCUGCAGCAGGAGUUGGAGACUAGACGGGUUCCGGUGGAAGUAGGCGCUUUGCUGAACGACACAGCGGGAGCGCUGAUGUCCAAUACGCUACGCGACACGGAGACGGCGGUUGGCGUCAUCGUGGGCACGGGCACCAAUUGUGCAUACUUGGAGCGCCUGGACAAGAUCGUCAAGCUUGAUGUCGAGGACCUGAAAAGCAAAGGCAUCAUCAAAAGCCCAACGACUGACGUUCCCGCACCACUGCAGAAUCGCACCAGCACAGCGACUAUCUCAACGCGAACGUCCUCAACUGGCACAGCGUUUGACGACCCCACUGCGCUCGACAGGAGCAGCUCGUUUCGACCAGAUCAGGAAACCAACGCCUUUCAGCAAACGACAUCAGGUGCGACACCGUCCUCCUCCUCGACUGCGCCGUUCGGCAAAGCGCUGCUGCAGAACCUCGGCUGCUUCAAUUUCUGCUGUGAUGGCUCGACAAGCUCGUCUUCGUCAGCUUUUCCUUCUCUCGGUUGGGGAGCGGCAAAUCGCAAUGUGUCGAAAUCAAGCAGUGGCUCUAACGACGAUCAUCUGCCACCUGAGGAGCUCAUGUGCAUCAACACUGAAUGUGGGGCAUUCACGUGUGCGGAGAUGCGAAGAAAUCUCAUAGACGAUGCUCUGGACGUGGUGAGUACAAAUCCAGGCUGUCAGCACAUAGAAAAGAUGGUCUCAGGGCACUACAUCGGCGAGGUCGUGAAACGAACGCUUAGCCUAUUGCAGCAGAAAGGUCUUGCCUUCACUGACGCGAAACGCAAGGUACCUACUUCUACUUAUACUCCCAAGAGGAACUGCUCCAACUCGAAAACUAUUUCUCCAUUCGUUCCCUAGUCAUAGGCACAUCAAAUUUCAUUCUCGACGACGACACAAACUGCCAGGGCUUGGAUUGGAACGAGAUAGAUUUUACGACCCACGAUAUGGCCCGAGUGUGCGCAGGCGAGGCCGCGCAUGGCGCUCAUGCUAACUUAGGACGGCGCCCUCUCGGAACGAUGAUUUGGACGGCGCACGACCGCCUUGUGCUAGAAGCAACAUGCGAAGCCGUUGCUGACAGGUCCGGAAAGAUGGCUGCCGUGAUGAUCCUGGCUAUGGUACGAAAAUUGGACCGAUCGAGGAGAAAGAGGAUUGUGGUACAUUUGAAAUUGAAUUUCCGAUGAUUCUAAUUCCUCGUCUACAUGUGCGAGUACUUCAUGGUGAUUAGAAGUUGUAACUUCGACAAAAACACCACCUUGAGGUUUCCAUCGACGGGACUGUCUACAAGUCGUUCCCGCAUUAUCGUGAGCGAGUCAACGAUAGCCUGCAGCCGGCCCUGGCGGGUUGCGGGGUCCGCGAAACUGUUGUUUUGCAGGAUGCUUGUGACGAUGGCUCAUGCAUCGGAGCAGCAGCGGUUUUGUGUUGCUCAUCAUGA
Messenger RNA from Amoebophrya sp. A25, 2489 nucleotides. Lineage: Eukaryota; Dinophyceae; Syndiniales; Amoebophryaceae. The record is from the annotation of a GenBank genome assembly.